Molecule: messenger RNA, 3409 nt
Organism: Stylophora pistillata
Lineage: Eukaryota; Metazoa; Cnidaria; Anthozoa; Scleractinia; Pocilloporidae
Product: calcium homeostasis modulator protein
Cellular component (GO): plasma membrane
Molecular function (GO): monoatomic cation channel activity
Source: RefSeq, a predicted model, not a curated record
GUUAAUACUGCUUCUCUGCGUUGGAUCGAUGAGCAACAGAAUGCCAAACUCGGCAUCUGCAGCCCACACACUUGUGUUGCAUUGAUGAAAUAAAGUUUACUGUAGUAUUUCUGCUUUCCGCAAGCAAAGCUUCAGGCCAAUCAUCUUUUUUCAAAAUUAUACGUAAGUCUCCAAUACCACCUGACACUUUUGGGUUCAAAUGUUAUUCUUAAUGGGUCGUUAAAUUGUUUCCUUUCUAUUAAGCGGUAAAGAAGUGGAGUGAGGGUACCUCCAAAGCAGCAAACCCGAAGAAAAUGGAGGGAUUUAACAAAUUUAAGGAGACUUCGUAGAUUCACAAGCCUUGUUGAAUUCGUAACAUUGAGGGGUUGCGAGCUUAUUAUUUUUGCGGAGUUGCGAGCUUAUUAGUUUAAGAAUCUCACGAAAGUCCGUCAAAUGCAUCGAAUCCUUCAACAUGGCAAGCUCGCAUCAGUUGAAGUUUUCUUCGUUUAGCAGUUUGAAAAACUCUCAUAAGAAUUCUUCUCGAGAAACUUGACAAAACAGGCAACUUGUCGAGUUUGCAUGAGUUAAGGCCGAGUAGUGGUUUCAAUGAUGCAAGCAGUUCAAUGGAUUUGACGAAAUUCCAGUGUGCUUGAAAGACAGUAAAAAUCAAAGAUAAAAUCAAUGGCGCUGCAGUUCAGCCAGAGAGCUCCCUGAUCAUACGCAAUCCUUUGUUUUUCUGUUUUUUUUUUUUCUCUUUGCCUCAGUCACUGUAUGUUUGUAUCAUACGUGAUACAAUUGACCCUUGCGUAUGACAAGGCCCAUCAAAACAAAAAUAGAGAUAUGCGCCUAACGGAUGUUCACAUUUCAAGCUUGCGGUUCCUUUUCAGUAUACGCUGUGAAAAUGACAUGUGACUCAGAUACUAAAUCAAUGUCCUAAAAACUACCAGCAGGCCGAAAACGAAUAUCCUCGAUCCUUCUUAAAAAUUUAGGACUUUGUGGUCGACAGAAUUAUCGCUUGACCUGAGCUGUUGAAUCACGCAUCUCGCGUCAUGACCAAUAUUAUUAAUGAUAUGCAUAAUCCCGUGGAGCGUUUAGGUUGUGACGGUAAACAAAAUCAAAAUGGCCUUCACUCUCACAAAGCUUGUGACGUCGUUCCAGUCAGUUUUUCAGAACCAUUCAGGAGCAAUCAGAAACACAACUAUAGCGCUGAUAGUUUUUGGAAUCAACGCCGUUGUUCAAAGCGAGGAUUUUUUUCAAUGUCCGCCAGAUGGUUUUGCAUUGUAUGCAAGCUGUUUCUUCGUCAUCCCAGCUUUGUUUUUAUUUCUCGUGACUAUAUUUCUUCAUAGCGGAUUCUGGGAUUUGGUGCGUGGAUGUUGUUUUUACGAACAGCAGCAAAGGAGAGGAUCAAAACGUUGCUGCUGCUGCUUCUUCCCUCGCUGGCCAUGCAGCAGAAAGCUCGUGGAAAUCGUAUUUCAGAGUUCUUUGUCUGGCUUCAUUUGGAUCUUCUGGGCACUGUUACAGCGAGACUAUUUUGUAUGUGCAGCUCUCGGAGGAACGAAAGAAGCAAAAUUGCUAACGGCCUCAACCCAGGAGAAAUUAAAAAUCGAAGCAGACUACGCAAAUGCAGGGAAAAUUUCCCAAACAGCCGCCUUAUUGCUACUCGGUUGUUCUCUGUUAGGGGCUUUCCUUGUUAUUUCAAUCCAGAGAUGCUGUUUUCAGCGAGAAAUCGGCUCAUUGCCAAGUCCUUUUACUUACAAAAUACUCGAAGCAGAAGCGGCAGUUGAAGCAUUUAAAGAAAACAUGGAAAAGUUAGCACGAGAACAAGGUAAGAGACGAGCAGACCUGUAUUUUGCUACGGUGCAGCAAAACCCUUCCGACAUACUCAGAAACGCUUAUAAUCAUUUGAUCGCCGUAAAUAAAUUCGACGAAGCGUUUCCUUCUUUGGAAGAUUAUCAACUUCUUCAAGCUCAGGCAGCCGUUACCGCUUUUAAAGAAAAAGUUCAACAAGAAGGCAAACAAAAAGUCGACAUGACUUUUGUGGACACAACUUGGCGCGAACUUGAAGGAAAUGAUAUGUUCUCGCUAGUUGGUCAAGCGCAUGAAGCCAUGGCGGAAAGAUAUCCUCGAUCAACAGGCGACAGGACGCAGCCAUACGUGAAGGAAAGGGAUGAUUCUGACAGCCUCAGGGGAAGCGUGUCUCGAGGAGGAGGAGGAAACGAUAUUGAAAUGUUUCCUAGAGCUUAAGUGAGUUUACUGAAUUUAUAAUCGAAAAACUGGUCUACCAAUACUUGCUCUGACAAAGUAAUGUUUUUACCACAUUUAAGUAGGAAAGAAAUCAGUACAUGAACAGCUAUCUAGAUUUAGCAAGAACAGUGUUCAUAGGAUACUGGUAAACGGUUAUCAUGAAAUGUUACCUCAUCGAUCAGUACAGUUAUAUGUUCUAUCCAAAUGUUGACUUUGCCGGUAAUAAAUAAUUAACAGUUCGGAUUGCUAGAUUACUAGCCGAUCGGAACGACCGUAAUCAAAUCAAAGCCCUAUGUAACAGAACAUUGUCCAUGGGUUUAGCUCAUGAAACAAUAUCUAGAUUGAAGUAUGGUAUGAAAGCCGUCGCUUCACUGUAUGAAAUUGAAGCAUUUGUUUUGUUCUAAAGUUUCGCCAUAAAUAGCGAACCGGGAUAGAACAUGUAGUAACCAAGGCUGCGAUUAUUCAGCGUAGUGAAUGCAAUUGUAAUGAGGUUAAAAUGUUUGUCUCGCCACAGUUAUGGUCUAGCGAUGCAGUCACAUUUUAUGUGGAUCUCGAUUAGAUCCACAUGGGAAGUGAUUAAAGAUAGCGAAACAAAGGUUUAUACCUCAUUACAAAUGAACAAGAAGGUGGAAGGAAGUACAAAUGUAAGCCAAAGGAAACGUGUCGUUGGUGGGAAUUUGAUUAAAUUACCAGAGAAAAACUGGAUGAGUGGGAAAGGAAUACAGCACUGACAAAUAAGAUGUAUAACUUAGAUUUAAAUAUCUUCUAUAAAAUAUAGAUAGAUUGAUUUUUGGUUUAUAAGACCUCUUACAGUAUAAAUAACUGAAUUACAGGUCUGGCCAGCAAAGAAUAAUAAAAAAUUUGCACAAAGUAUAUAUUUAAGGGAAAAUUGAUAGCAUAUCUCUCAAAAAGAACAUCUCAUAAGAAUUGUCAUUUACCUUUUCCAUAUUUCGGAUAUAAGUAAUAAUCAUUCCCCGAAGUGAAGGUCGAUAGUAGUGGAUAUACAUGAACCAGAUUCAACAUGACUCAUACAUGAACCAGAUCCAACAACACUGACAGGGGCAAAUAGCACACAAGAACCGUAGAAAUAAUGUAGUAUAUUUUUGUCAGUUUACUGACGUGUCACUUGUGAAGGUUUGUGAGAUAUAAAUAUAGUUCUUGAUUUGUGACUGGAACUUUCGAUCCA